This is a messenger RNA of Microthlaspi erraticum, 267 nucleotides long. The record is from the annotation of a GenBank genome assembly. NCBI's taxonomy places the organism in Eukaryota, Viridiplantae, Streptophyta, Magnoliopsida, Brassicales, Brassicaceae.
AUGCCCGUAAGAAAUCUACUGUCGGCGGAGGAUGUGGUGACGGAGCACAGGUGGUUAGUCGGAGACACGUUUCGGAAUGCGAACCGGAAUCCAGCUUCAGGUUGGCGGCGACGGAGCACCGAUGUUUUGUCGGGGAGAGCUUUCGGGAUGGCGGAGAACCAGAUUCGUUCGUCCUCAUCGUUAGCUGCGGUCGCGAGGCUACUGAGAUCUAAGUCGGCGUUGGCGCUUUCUCUGCGAUUGCGACGUGACGGAGGUUUGACUCAGUAA